This is a messenger RNA of Leptopilina boulardi, 2737 nucleotides long. Its product is annotated as V-type proton ATPase catalytic subunit A-like. Gene Ontology annotation, molecular function: ATP binding; ATP hydrolysis activity; protein binding. Bases 1079 to 2707 code for a protein of 542 amino acids. Gene Ontology annotation, biological process: ATP metabolic process; proton transmembrane transport. Gene Ontology annotation, cellular component: lysosomal membrane; proton-transporting V-type ATPase, V1 domain. Lineage: Eukaryota; Metazoa; Arthropoda; Insecta; Hymenoptera; Figitidae. The transcript has 7 exons. The record is from RefSeq and is a predicted model, not a curated record.
CAUAAAAAAUAAUUAAAAUCUUGUAAAUUUUCGACAUUUUCAUUUUUUACAAAGAGGUCAAACAUCGUGGCUUAUUUGAUAAAGUCAUUAUUUUACAUUUAUUUAAAAAGAAAAUAGGUAAUAUAAAUUUCUAAUUUUUGGAAAUACAUAAUUUCCAGAUUUUUGUAUUUUUUUUUUUUUUGUUAAAAUUUUUCGGAUUAUCUUUUGUAGGUUAAAUAUGUUUAAAGAAUUUUUGGCGGGCAAAUUGUUUAACAUAGUAUUGAUUGAAUUUAAUUAUUAAAAAAUAUUAUAAUUAUAUUAUAUUUUAUUAUAAUUAUUAAUUUUAAUUUUUAUACAAUUAAUUACGUUAUUUUAUUAAAAGUUAAAAUAAACUUUACUUAAAUUUUUUUAUUCAAACAUUGGUAACAUUGUUAACAAAAUUGUUGUAAUUUAAUUUUCCACUAUUGGCAAACAUGUUAAUAGAAAAUUUUCAGUCAAUAUUUUUUAACGGAAAAAUCAACAGCUCGUUGAUUAAACAUUUAACAAAUAAAAGUGAAUAUAUCGUGAAUAUCUUCUUUAAUUUUUUUCAAAUUCAACAAAAUUCUGAUUACUGGAAUAGUGUGAUAAAAGUUUGGUGAAGUGUGUUCAAGUGAAGUGAAGUGAAGUGAAGUGAAGUGAAAUGAAAUGAAAUUAAAUGAAAUGAAGUGAAGUGAAGUGUUCAAUUUUUGUGUGAUAAAAUAUAUUUAAUUAGAAGAUCGACAACUUCAGUAAGGAUUAAAUGGUCAAGACGGAAAAAAAUCAUGGAAUGACAAAUUUCAUCGGAUAAAUGAAAAUUUUUGUCUUGGAUGACGGCAGCCAAUAAGAUGAAGGACUGAAAUUUGGCGCGAAAUAUUUCAUUGGUUACAAUUGUUGAUGAUUGAGGGAGGAAAUAAGUAAACGGAAAUGACAUUAUUAUGACUCUAGUGGUGGUUUUCUUAAAGCAGACGACGUAGCACGUGUUUACAUAUUUGAAAAUAAUAAGACUAAAAUUAUGAAAUCGAAUUUUAAUAUUAAGGAAAUAUUUUAUUGGAUUAUUCAAAAAAUAUUCAUGAAAAAAUGAAUGAAAAAUACUCGUCGAAAAGGAAAAUUAAACUUAGAUCGAAAACCACAUUCAAUUUCAGUGGCAGCAAAAUUACGUGUCGACGAAGCAGCUGGACAUAUUAAAAAUGGAAUGUUUACAAAAGCAAUUGUUUUAUAUAAUCAGGCUCUGGAACUCAGUCCAAAUGAUAAGAAUGCUUUAAUUGCACGAAGCAAGUGUUACCUUUUACUUGGAGAACCGCAGAAAGCUUUACAGGACGCCGAAGCAGCUAUUCGGGGAAAAUUAAAGGAUCCUAAAAAUGCAAGAGCAAUUUACUAUAAAGCAGAGGCUCUCUAUCAUCUUGGAGAUUUUGAACUAAGUCUUGUAUUUUAUUAUCGAGGAAUGAGAAUUCGACCCGAAUUUGAUCAAUUUCGUCUUGGCGUGCAAAAAGCAAAGGAGGCAAUUCAAAAUAUUCUCGGCAAUACAGUCAUACCACAUCCGGGAAAAAGUCAAUUAGAAUUAGAAACUUCUCAAAAAUGCUCGAGACCAAAAACUUGUAUUUCAUCAUCAAAAACAUCAUUCGCUGAAAGUAAUUCAUCUAAACAGGAAAUAUCUGAAAAGGAAUCAUCAAAACGAAUACGUCCACAGACUUCGAAAAUCAGAAAUUCAGAACCCAAUCUUCUUGGACAACUUAACGUUGAUAAGAAAUAUUUACAAAAUCUUCUGAAAUGUCCAGGGAAAAGAGAAUCAAUAAUGAAGAGAACAAUUCUAGUGGCAAAUACAUCAAAUAUGCCAGUUGCGGCACGUGAAGCAUCAAUCUACACGGGAAUUACGCUUUCGGAAUAUUUUCGCGAUAUGGGCUAUAAUGUAUCAAUGAUGGCAGAUUCAACAUCAAGAUGGGCUGAAGCACUUCGUGAAAUUAGUGGUCGUUUAGGUGAAAUGCCAGCUGAUUCUGGUUAUCCAGCUUAUCUUGGUGCAAGAUUAGCAAAUUUUUAUGAACGUGCAGGAAAAAUAAAAUGUCUUGGUAAUCCAAUGAGACAAGGUUCGGUGAGUAUUAUCGGUGCUGUUUCACCUCCAGGUGGUGAUUUUUCUGAUCCAGUAACAAGUGCAACAUUAAAUAUUGUUCAUGUAUUUUGGGGACUUGAUAAAAAAUUGGCACAACGAAAACAUUUUCCAGCUGUUAAUUGGCUUGUAAGCUAUAGUAAAUAUUUAAAAUCAUUGGAUAAUUUUUAUCAAACAAAUUUUCCUGGUUUUCAACAAUUACGAACAAAAACAUUGAAACUUUUACAAGAGGAAGAGGAAUUAAAUGAUAUUUUACAUUUAGUGGGAAGUGCAUCACUUUCAGAUAUUGAUAAAUUAAUUCUUGAAAUUAGUAAAAUUAUAAAAGAAGAUUUUCUCCAACAAAAUGGAUAUUCUCAAUAUGAUCAAUUUUGUCCUUUUUAUAAGACAUUUCGAAUGUUGAGAAAUAUUAUAUUAUUUUAUGAUUUAUCUAAGGAAACAAUGGAAAGAAAAAUAACAUGGCGAAUUAUUAGAGAAAGAAUGAGUGAAAUUAUUUAUAAAUUGAGUAAUAUGAAAUUUUUAGAUCCAAUGAAAGAUGGCGAAGAUAGAAUUAUUGAAGAAUUUGAUUAUUUAUAUGAAGAAAUUCAACAGGCGUUUAAAUUAUUUAAAUAAUAAUUUUAAUGUCAAAUAAUAAACGAAAUG